Calliphora vicina (urban bluebottle blowfly) is the source of this 2841-nucleotide messenger RNA. It is a transcript of the gene exd, whose product is annotated as extradenticle. Gene Ontology annotation, molecular function: DNA-binding transcription factor activity, RNA polymerase II-specific; RNA polymerase II cis-regulatory region sequence-specific DNA binding. The transcript is spliced from 6 exons. Lineage: Eukaryota; Metazoa; Arthropoda; Insecta; Diptera; Calliphoridae. Bases 186 to 1319 code for a protein of 377 amino acids. The record is from RefSeq and is a predicted model, not a curated record. Gene Ontology annotation, cellular component: nucleus. Gene Ontology annotation, biological process: regulation of transcription by RNA polymerase II; animal organ morphogenesis; neuron development.
UUAACGAAGAACUUAGAAACAAAGCAUACACACAAAGAAAAUUGUGAAAAAAUUAAAACCAACAUUUUUUUAUUCGACGCGGUAUACUAUUAUAAAGUUUUUAAGAAUUUGUGUGGUGUUUUUCUGUUGUGACGAUUUCAUUAAAAUAAGUGAUUAACUGAACAACAAAAACAACAGCAGUGAACAUGGAAGAUCCUAAUCGCAUGAUGGCCCAUACGGGUGGCAUGAUGGCACCACAGGGCUAUGGUAUGCCUGGACAAGAUGAUGGUCAAAAUACAGGCAACGAGAAUGAUGUUCGCAAACAAAAGGAUAUUGGUGAAAUUUUACAACAAAUAAUGAGUAUAUCGGAGCAAUCGUUGGAUGAGGCCCAAGCUCGAAAACAUACAUUAAAUUGUCAUCGCAUGAAACCGGCAUUAUUUUCUGUAUUAUGUGAAAUUAAGGAAAAAACCGUCCUCUCAAUUCGUAAUACCCAAGAGGAGGAGCCACCAGAUCCACAGUUAAUGCGUUUAGACAACAUGUUGAUUGCCGAGGGUGUUGCUGGUCCCGAAAAAGGUGGUGGUGGUGCAGCAGCUGCUUCUGCUGCUGCAGCAAGUCAAGUAGGUUCGUCCCUCUCUAUAGAUGGUGCCGACAAUGCAAUUGAGCAUUCAGAUUAUCGUGCUAAAUUGGCACAAAUUCGUCAGAUUUAUCAUCAAGAAUUGGAAAAAUACGAACAAGCGUGCAAUGAAUUCACCACCCACGUCAUGAAUCUAUUGCGUGAACAAAGUCGUACAAGACCAAUUACGCCUAAAGAGAUUGAGCGUAUGGUACAAAUUAUACACAAGAAAUUUAGUUCCAUUCAAAUGCAAUUGAAACAGUCAACAUGUGAGGCGGUCAUGAUCUUACGUUCGCGGUUCCUAGAUGCCCGGCGCAAACGUAGAAACUUUAGCAAGCAGGCUUCGGAGAUCUUAAAUGAGUACUUUUACAGUCACCUAAGUAAUCCCUAUCCCUCUGAGGAAGCGAAGGAAGAAUUGGCCCGCAAAUGUGGCAUAACGGUCUCUCAAGUUUCCAAUUGGUUUGGAAAUAAACGCAUUCGUUAUAAGAAGAACAUUGGCAAAGCCCAAGAAGAGGCAAAUUUGUAUGCUGCCAAGAAGGCAGCAGGAGCCUCUCCCUAUUCAAUGGCAGGACCUCCUAGCGGCACCACCACACCUAUGAUGUCACCAGCUCCUCCGCAAGACUCCAUGGGUUAUUCCAUGGGCUCCGGUGGCUACGAUCAACAGCAACCAUAUGACAAUAGCAUGGGCGGCUACGAUCCUACUCUACACCAGGAUCUUAGCCCUUGAGGACGUUACUUUGAUAACAAAUAUUAAAAGGAUGGAGGGUGUGUCUGUCCCCCCCAAAUUACCUAAACCAACGCACUUUGAUUUUUAGUAUAUUUUUCAUCUUAUUUCUUCCCUUACUUACUGAAAUGGGCUUUUUAAAGUUUAAACGUAGUAGGUGUAUUAUUUCUUCUAUAAAAAAUUGUUUGUUUUUUUUUAUUUUCUUUAAUAUUUACUUUUAAUUUUAUCUUUAGGAUUUAAGUGUAACAACAAAAAGAAGGAAAGGAAAAUAUAAAGUUUUCUUUUUUUGAUGCAAUUGUUUUCUUAUUUUUGCUUUUUACAAUUAUUUCUGUUCCCUUCAGUUCGCAUUUUAAAAUUCACAAAUUCAGUUUUAAUCGCAUUAAGGCCGCAUAUACGUAAAUUUUUUCCAAUCUUUAGUAUUUACUAAAUUUAGCAUUAAGAUUUAACACAAACAUAACAACAAGUAUACUUGAGAAAAACAUUUGUAACCGUAUGUAUACUGAAUAAUAUUUUAAAUUUAUUUAAACUACUCUAUAAAAACAAACAAAAAUUUCGAUAAAGUAUUAAAACAAAAAAAACUAAUUAUGUCACACAAUAGUUAUACGAUUGAAAGCAAAAAUCAGAAAACGUUAAAACUUUUAACAUGUAUACGAGAUAAAUUAUAAAUUUAAUUUUCAUUUUGCAUAACAAAAUUUAAUAAAACUAAAUAAGAAAAACAAGAAUAGUGUACUUUUAUGGCCUCACAAAAUUGACAACUCCUACAAAUAAACCGUUUCGAACACUAGUAUUAUCCAAAAAAAAAAAAUAAAAAAACUUUAAAAAAUAACCACUACAUUCAAUGUAUACUAAAAACAAAAUGAUGUAUACCAAGUCUUAAAGUAUAAAUAUAAAUACUUAUAUAUACAAAACAAAACUAUACAUAUAAAUUACUAUAUAACUAAAUAUAUAUAUAUAUAUUUAAUUAAACUAACAAUAUUGAUGCAAUAUUUUUUAGAUUUAAAAAUAUUAAGCCAACAAUAAUAAUUCACAUAAAACCAACAAACAAACCAGCAGCUAUAAAUAAUUUAAAAUGAACUUUGUAACACCACUUAUUUUAGUUUGUUGUAUUUUAAGUUUAAACUGAAACUAAAAAAAAAAAUUCAAGUAUACGAUGAACGAAAACUAAAACAUUUUACAAAUGAUAUAAAAUACUAACUUAAUGUUCGAUCAAUUCAAUAUGGCAAUAUCUAGAUGUAUGUAUGCAUGUAUAUUGAAACAUACAAUCCAAUCAUGCAAACAAAUACUUAUUAACAAUUUUUAUAAUAUUUUAAUACACAUUUUCAGUUUUUAGCCAAAUAAAAGUUUCCCAUUUUAUUCCCAAAAUUGCAAUUAAAUAAUUACAUUUCUGCCUGUCAUCGAAUAAGAAAAUAAUGACUAAAUAAACAAACUAUUAACACUAUUGAUUAUUUCAAAUCAAAUACAAAUUACUAUACAUACAACAAAUGAAAACAAAGAAAAACUUAAUAAAAAAUGUGGCAAACAAAAA